Phaedon cochleariae (mustard beetle) is the source of this 7427-nucleotide messenger RNA. Lineage: Eukaryota; Metazoa; Arthropoda; Insecta; Coleoptera; Chrysomelidae. The record is from the annotation of a GenBank genome assembly.
AGUCGAACGCACGCUAUCGCUCGACACCGAGCGGAGCUACCCUAUAUAAUUUUCAUCCCCCCCCCGUUUGGUUUGUUUACACAUUUUUCUGAUUGAUUUGGACGCUCGCUUAAGUGCGCGAAUUUUGAGUUUUGCUCUUUUUGGUACUGGUGUACUAACUUUCGUUGCAGUGACGUUUUCGGUUGCACGCACUAUACCUAUAUUAGACUAUUUUAUGUGUUUGUGCAAGUUACAUGGACUCCUGGAUAAUUUGUUUUUGAAACUGUGUUUUCCUGGAUUUGCGUGAAGGUGCGUGAAAUGAUUCUGCAUGCUUGCGGGAGAUAACCUGAUGAUUCUGUAGGAGGUUUAAACAGGAAUGAUUGAACCUUUAUGUUAUCGACUAUGGCUACCGUCACUUCUGGCAUCAUAUCUCCAAAUUCCUACGGCCUAAAUACAGAUGCCAUCAAGAUGGCGACAGAGAACGCCGACGAUGACUACUCACGCUACCCCUGCUCGGAGCCGUUCGACUCGCGCGCCAACUCCAGCGAUUCAGAUCAGGAGAACUACGCGGCCGCCUCGCCCAAGGACGAACUGCCGAAGCGCAACAAGCGCAAGAACUUCAAGCCGCGCUGCUCGAACGUCGCGUACUCCGACGCCGAGACGUUCGACGACCGAGGAGUGGCCGAGUUCGACAACAACAACGUCGAAGGUGGCCUGAGUCGGAGGAAGGCGAUGGCGACCAGGAAAGUGGCGGUCGAGUCCACACGGUUCGGUCCCAUGGACCUCAGCAAAACCAACGACACGGACUCCAACAGCGACUCGGAAUACAACGAGCAGUUCGCCAACUCGGACAACGACAACAGCAGCGAGAACGGCGACGGCGAAUCCAAGCUACCUCAGAGCUUCUCCAUCCACAGCGACAUACCUCAGAGCUUCUCCAUCCACAACCUGUCGAAGCCGCACGUGGCCGAGUACCCGCAGAACGCGGCGCACCUCAGCCAGGAGCAGGUGCUGGAGAUGCGACAGUACGCGAUGAACACAAUGCGCGAGCUGCUGGGCAUCUACGGACUGACCUCUGAGGUCGCGGAGAGCAUUUCCAGGCAACUGCCGAUGGCGGCGUUCAGCAGUGGAAAACUCUUCGAGAACCUCACCAUCAAUCCGGCGCUGAAAAAAGAAGGCACACCCCCCUCUCAACCCCCCACCCCUCCUUCCACCCCGCUCUCCCCCAAAUCCAACGACCUCACCUCGAAGCCCCCCAGCAUCCCUAGCUUCCCCAACCUGAGCAUAACCCCCUCUCAAUCUAGUCAAAAAUUACCUCAAUUCAAUUCCCAAAGUACCCCCCUCAACUUGGGCAAAAGGCCCGCCCACACGUACGGCAAUGGGACAUCGGGCCUGAAUCAAUCUUCAUCGCAGACGCUCGAUUUUCCGUACAGUAGUGCAGAGUUAGAAGCUAUUAGGAAUAAGAUUAGUGAAGAUAGGAUACAAGAACAGAAGAAUGCACUCAGUGGGCGGGGCAUAUUUCCUGCAAAUUUACUUCCAUAUUCUCCAAUAACAAAGACUGAACCCUCGAGUCCCCCGCCACUGGAACAAAACCCACUGAAUGCAAUGAUGGCUCAAUCCUUAGCACCUACUACUCCUAGAGAACCAAUUUCCUCCUCAAAUAUGAUGAUGAAUAAAACCACUACUCAAGUCGACUAUUCAAAAUAUGUCAAGAAAUAUUCAUCGUCAUUAGAAUGUGGUAAUACCUAUUGCAAGGAUCUCAGUUAUAGAGAGCACUUCCAUUGCCUAGACUGCAACUCCCGCGUAUUCAUCAAGAAGGAGGAGAUGAUCAGGCACUUCAAGUGGCACAAAAAACGCGACGAAUCGCUACAGCACGGCUUCAUGCGCUACAGCCCUCUAGACGACUGCGGCGACCGGUUCGCCAAUUGCACGCACAAUAAGAAGCAGACGCACUACCACUGCAUCAAAGAGGGCUGCGACAAGGUCUACAUUUCCACGUCGGACGUCCAGAUGCACGCCAACUAUCACAGGAAGGACUCUGCGAUUAUCCAGGAAGGGUUCCAAAGGUACAGGGCAACCGAGGAAUGUGGGGCAAGCUAUUGUGCAUUCUUUGGACAGAGGACGACGCAUUUUCACUGCAGAAGAUCAGGAUGUAGAUUCACUUUCAAAAAUAAAAGCGACAUGGAGAAGCACAAGUCAUACCACAUCAAGGACGAGCAACUCUCGAGGGACGGUUUCAAAAAAUUCAUGAAAAACGAAAUAUGCCCCUUCGACAACUGCCGCUUCUCCAAAGUCUGCAACCACAUUCACUGCAUCCGACCCCAAUGCAGCUACGUCCUACAUAGCUCCGGCCAACUGUUCUCGCACAAGCGCAAACACGAGCGCAAAGACUCCGAACUGGCCUACCGAAAGUACAAACUAGCUCAAAGCAUGAUGAAAACCCUAUCCGACGGGUCCGCACCUCCCCCCAUGUCCUAUUCCCGGGACUACGAAGCCCAAAUCGACAGCCUCAACCUCGCCAUGUACAACCAGUCCUCAGGCGGAAUGUCCAACACCGAAAGCUUGAGCGAGCGUAACUCCCCGCUGAGUUACGAGGAAUCAGAAUCGGCCUCAGCCAUGGACCUCAGCGCCAACGACUCCAACUUCGCGCAGGACGACGUCCUCACCUACAACAGCGAGGACUACUGGAGGAAGUGCUGCCAAUUUGUGGCCGAGAACCGCUGCCCCAAGGAAGCCUGCGAGCUCAACCAUUCCGACCACUACCACUGCUUCCUCGAUAACUGUGAGAUGGCGUUCGGGAGUAAAGAUGGCGCCAGGGAGCACGCCAGGAACCACGAUCAGCAGGACAUAAUCACCGACAACUACUUCGGGGGCUGCGAUGACGGCUGCAUUUACCAGGAGAAGGAGAAGCACUACCAUUGCAGCUGGGAGGGGUGCCGGGAAGUGAUUCUGCCUGCGGAUAAGCCUUUUAGGCGGCUGGAGCACUACAAGAUGCACGAGUAUUCGAGGAAGCUGAGCCUCACGAAAGAUCCGCUGACCAUGACGCAUCUGUCGAGCUCGAUCGACGGGAUGUUUUGCAGGAAAAGGGGGAGGCCGCCGAAGAAUCGGGUCAUCGAAGUGUGGAAUGAUUAUUGUCCUACGGGUACCCAAAACUUGAUGGAUAGUCCUCAGGCCCUCUUCACUAGCUUCAAGCUGCCUAAACCCUCUAUGACACAAUCUAAUACAAAGGAUUUCGAGGAAAAAGACUCGAAUGAUGAUAGAUCUAGUACGCACAGUUCCACACCACAAGAUUACAGCGAACAAGGCUUCGACACGUACGCCGAAAACUCCAAGUGCCCGGACAACCUGUGCCCUUACCUAGGUUCCACGCACUUCCACUGCGUCCAGAACCGCUGCCUCUACAUAACCGACAAGGAGGACGCUCUCACGGUCCACGCCAAAGACUUCCACGACAAUGUCGACAUCCUCGACGGGUUCGAGUUCUACGACAGGAACAUCGACUGUCGGCUGCCGAAGUGUGGGAGCAACAGGAUCAACAGGCACUUCCACUGCACGAGACCAAACUGCAACUACUCCUUCGUGCAGUAUUCCUCCAUGGCCAUUCACAAUCAGAAACAUGUGGAGGAGAAUGGUGGGGUGCCGAUGCCUCAGAUAAGAGUGAAGACGGAGGUUCAGCUGACUGAGAACAGGCAGGAUACCGGCGACCAUUUGUAUAAAGCUAUCAAUCUGAGUCAAGGGAUCGAUAGUAAAGUGUCAGUGGUGAAGGCAUCAGGAACUUUCUAUCCUUUAUCUACAUUGCCAGAACACAAUCAAAAAUCACCAGAAUAUAAAACAAAUUCAGAUCCAUCUCAAUCUCAAGAUCCCCAUUUACAAACCAGCAACAACAUUCUGUACGGGCCCGAACUAACUUGCUCCAGGCCAUUCUGCAAACUAAAACGAAAAUACCAUUACCACUGCAACGCCUGCAACCAAGCCUUCAGCGAACUAGACCGCCUAAUAUCGCACGUCAGCAAACACAGCAGCGGCGCCCUGAACAGCCAAACCCCAGAAGACAACCACAACCACAACCAGUCCCCUCCGACUUCGCCAGCAGUCAAGCAAUCCCCCGAGUCCAAGAUCACUGUCGCCUCGCUGCAGAGCCUCCAGAGCCCCAUCAUCCAGCCCAAGGAGCCCGAGACCUACAUGACCCCCACCUUCGACGCCUACAGCCACUUCAACAACUUCAGCAGCCUGCAGUUCGCGCUCAUCUCGCAGCAGCAGCAGCAGAUGCAGAACGCGUUCCUGCCGCAGGGGCUGUACCAGAACCCGCAGCUGAUGUUCCAGCACGCGCAGCUGAUGCAGAGCCCGCUGCUGGCGCCGCAGAACCCCUUCCAGGGGGAGAAUUUGACCAGUCCGCUGGUGGCCAUGACGGCGAAUUUGAACAAGCGGCCGGUCAGCCCGCACGACAUCUCGCCGGAAGCCAAGAAGGCCAGGAUCCAGAACUCGAUGCGCAUCCUGAAAGACGAGCCCGUGCCCGAGGGCUACUUGCGGUUCCGCUUCAACGAGGACUGCCAGUACCAGCACUGCGGGUACCGCGAACACCAGACGCACUUCCACUGCCAGCGGCCCGACUGCGGCUACAGCUUCUGCGACAAGACGCGCUUCGUGCAGCACACGGCCAGGCACGAAAGGCUCGACACGCUGAUGGGCGGCGAUUUCCAGCAGUACCGGGCGAACGUGGCGUGCGGCCGGGGCGAUUGCGCCUACACGGCCAACUUGGGAUCCACCCAGAACAAGGCCUCUCACUUCCACUGCCUCAAGUGCGACUUCGUGUGCACCGACACUAACAAAGUGGUGGCGCAUCGCAGGCAACACCAGAAGCUGGACUCGAUCCAAGCGGCCGGCUUCGAGAAGUUCACGCCCAGCCAGAUAUGCAGAGUGCCCAGCUGCCAGCACAGCGGGAAACAAACGCACUACCAUUGCCUCCAGUGUCAGUACGCCGUCUUGGGACUUGCGCAAAUGUCCGCUCAUAAGUACAGACAUAUGGAGUGAGGUUAUGUUACGGUUUAAUUGGUUGAUAGGUGCUGCGGUGAAAAGGGAACGACGAGUUAUAAAUUCGAUUUCAUUUGGCAAAGUUCUUUGAAGUCAUUUUCGAUGUUAGCGGAUGUUAAAUCAAUUUGUGAUUCUCUGGAAAAUGCGUUUACAAAAAAAAUGGCGAGCAAGUCACCUCCAAGCAACAUUUCAGGUUAUGUGUAGGUUGGUUCUGACCAUGACCAGGGCUGUUCCAGUCAGUACUUUAGUACUGGAUUUAGUACUAUUCGAAGAUGUUCAGUACCAAAGUACUUUUUGGUGAAAUCUAAUACUAUAUGAGUUUUGAGAUCCUUGGUUUCACAUUGUUAACCAAGUGGAUGUUCCAACAAAGAAUACUUCAACCUUAUUAACGUCCAGUUAAUAAGUCAUAGUAUUAAAUGCAAGUGUAACAUUGCCUCUAAUUUACCAAAGCAAUGCCAACGCUUCCCAGUAGGUUUCAACGAUGUUUUCUUAUUUGCAAUUUCAUUUCUGAUGAAAGAAGUUGGUUGAAAUGACUCAAAUUUUCAUUCAGUGAUACUUUUUGAUAUGCAGAAUGGACGUAAUCUCUGUUUUUCAAAUAGAAUGCCAUUUAUAUCAACAGGUAGAUUAGACAUGUCCAUGAUGUGAAUAUUUCAAAUCUUUUGAUGAAGCAGUUUACUAUCCUAAACGAAAGAAAAGAAAGUUACAAAAGGUAUGCAAAUCUCUUUCUAACAUAUUCUAAUAAUUCUAAUGCUCCUAUCAUGACAUCGAAAUAUAGAAAAGUCUCAGAUUAUAUUCCCGUUUUAUUAGCAUUAGAUUAGUAUUUUAGAAACAAAUAUCGGACCUCCCUAUACUCUGACAUGAUUAUAUACAUAUAUGUAGGUAGUAUUGUCAGAAAGAGAUGUCUAACCAUAGUAUAACCCUCUCAGAACUUUCUUAUCCCUCGUUUAGGAAUCGGUAAAGAUAUUUUAUCGACCUAAAAGAGGUUUUCCAUCACAAAAUCCUGGUAUAUCAAGGAACGUCACAAAAUGGGAAUUUUAUUCUUUUUCUCCAACUUCUUUUAGAAACAUGUUUUCACGCGUCUAAGAACAAAAGAGUUGCGUGGAUAUAUAGGUUAUAGAUUUCAUUUCAAGAGGCGCAUCUUGUACCCAUUAAAUUUUACUUGGAUCUAAAGGAACCUUAUUCUUGUUAGUGGCACUUUAGACUGGAAAGUAGCUAUAUUUUACUACUUUAUCAGUAAAAGUAACACUGGCAUAAUAUGCAAGAACUCACAAUGCUGUUCUGUUGUGUUUGUUCUGGUUAUGAGUGAUGAGUUGAUGACUUGUUCAAUAUCCUCAAAAAAAAAUCUGUGAGGCAGAUUCUGUGGAUCCCGAUUAUCUAUAAAUAUUGUAAAUAUGUACAGAAAACGUAAUCUACUUUGUAAAUUACUUGUAAAUAGAUCUAAUUAUUUAAAUACCUCAUGAUACAUUGAGGAAAAAUUUUAGAGUAUAGCAGUUGAUUUGAAAAAAAAAAUCAGUUGAGUACUUUGUACUAAGUAAAAACCCAGCUGAAUCUCAACUGAGAGUUGUAAAAAUAAAUGCUAGGUAUCUGAUACGACUGUUGCAAAUCAGAGCAGUUUUAGCAAGAAAUUUGUUUCAAAAAAGUGAGACGCAAUAAUAUCAGUGAUAUAAUUAUGAUACUAAACAACUUACAAAAAUGUGUAGAUUUUUCAUUUACGAGUAGGGGAACAAAUUCUAAUUCAAAAAGACAUGGUAUUUUAGUUUCUAGAGUAGUUUUUACUAGAAAUAGAGGCCUUUUCUCAAUAGAUUUAGUGCCUUAGAAAAGACAUAUAACAUUUCGUGCCUUUUUGGGUACUUUUUUGGUAGAGAAACAUUUAGUAGAUGAUUUAUCAGGUUUCAAAAAGAAAUAUGUCAUUCCAUAUACCAAUUGUGCCAUAUUACGGUUAAAAAUAUACAAAUAAUAGCAGUUUUUCAGAAUGUUUUAGAGUAGAAUAUAUAGAUAGAGAUUAUAUGAAGUGUCAUAUCUUGAAAAAAUCAUUUUCCGUUUAUUUAUCCCAUUUUUCUUCACUAAUUAUUUAUUUGCACCCUUAUGUACAUGUCAUUGUGAAUUGUUUUGCCAUAUUUUUGAAAUAGUUUUAGACUGUUUGUUCUACAUCUUUUUUUCAUUUUUAUUGUUCAUAGCUAGUCUUUUCUUCUGCUUUUUUAUUACUUUUUUCUGUUUGAUUUUACUUUUAAACAUAGUCAUAUAAAAUUCACAAUCAUAAAAAUGAUUUUAAACCGACUCCCAAGUCAAUUUUUUAUUACAUUUAUUUAAGGUAAACCUAUAGAGUUGUAUGUAUGAUUAUUUUAUGUACGAGUGUAUUUUAUGUUAAUUCUCUGUGAUUGUAAGAUUUUAAAAAAAUAUCAGUAUUUAUAUCAUAA